This is a messenger RNA of Monodelphis domestica (gray short-tailed opossum), 6914 nucleotides long. Lineage: Eukaryota; Metazoa; Chordata; Mammalia; Didelphimorphia; Didelphidae. The record is from RefSeq and is a predicted model, not a curated record.
CAAAGACUUUUUUUGAAGUUUGGCUAAGAAUGAUAACUUGUGGGAAUCUUAAAGAUGGGAAAGAUGUGGAUGUAUUUGAAGACAACAGAGGAAGGCAGUAGGUUCAACUGAAAAUACUCUCUGAAAAGCUACCAAAGAUGUCUUGAUUGCCAGAGAACACAGAGCUUUUUUGCUGGAAUCAUACUUGAAGUCUUUCUAGCAUGGUAGAAUCAUGGGUUCCAGGUUUGUGCUCCAUUGGCAUAGCUUAUGAGAAUGCUAUACCAUGAUGAGGCAUUAAAACAGGACUUCAUGGAGUAUGCUGGAUAGACCUCCUGAGGUGAAUUUAUGGGACAACCAUAGACAAAAAUCACAUCGGAUGUGUAAAAAGAAUAAGAAAUCUGGACCAAGAUUAUGGGCCAACAGUUCAACUUUAUUUAUUGUGAGUAAAAACAAGUUGGAGUCUCCUGACACCCACUCAGCCAUGAAGAUCUCAAGUAGAAGUUCAACAGCAUGUUUUAAAGGUUUUUGACAGCUAAUCAUGCCCUUAACAAAGCAGAAGGAACACAGAAUGCUAGUAAACCUGUGAUAGCAUUUAGAAACAAGGCUUUGUAACAUUUGAUAUGAAGUCCCAAGUUCUGGUGCAAGGCUAAGAUAAGACAAUUGAAUUAAUCCUAAAGAACUGUCUUUUUUCUGGGCGAUGUUAGGUCAAAGUAACCUUUCUUGGCCAUAAUACUGUAGGGAGCCUGUCGCUGGCAUCAAUCUUCAAAGAAUCAAAUAUCACCUGGACAUGCUGAGGUUGUUUUCAUAUUAUUUCAUCAGACCAACUGUUCACUCCCCAUUCCAAAUGACCAAAGACCUGAAUUUCAUUCCUCCAACAGAAGCUUCUAAUAUUGUUCAUUGCUAUGAUAUUCUAAUACACCAAACUGUCGCCUUUCUAAUACUAUGGCUAAUAUUCUGUUAAUUAUAAUCGACAUCUCCCAAAGAAUUUAACAAGAGGGUCUCCCUCUAAGAUUUAUAAGAGCAGUUACUUCUCUAAAGGAUUAUAUGGGAUCAUGUGGUUCAUGAUCAAGAAUUUAAAGGCACUAAAACAAUUUUCCUUUUAGAUGGAUCAUAGUAUUUUCAUUGGAACGAUUAUCCACACUCAUGAGAUCAUGGAUCCAUCAAUGGAUCUGAGUAGAGGGAGGUGUGGUGUUGUACAAUGUUUAGUAAAGAGGCAAGACCUUGAUUGGACAUUAGAAAAGCUUUAAGAAUCAUUCUUGAACUUGCUACUGUCUUCAGAUUUCUACUUGUAUCAUGGCCAAAAUUCUUCCCUGCUUUCUAAUUUGCCCUUUUUUUUCUGCCUUAACAGAUUUUAUCCGAAUGAUAAUUGCCGAUGACACAGCAUAUCAAAUCCCCCCAUGGAAUUUCACACUUUCCUGUUUCCCACCAAAUAAGACUGAUGAGUUCCAUUGGCCUUCUGGAGCCCCCAAGACCAGUUCUGUCUCUGAUGAAGAUCAUCAGUCUACUGAUACUAGCUUUAAUUUACAUGAUUCUCACCCUUCCACAGAAAGUUUCUACUGUUGCCUUUGGAGUAAACAUGAUAAAAAUCCUUCCAUGUGUGCAAACAGUACAGAGAGGAAGACGUUUGUUUCUCCAACAGCCCACUCCCUGGCUUGGACACAAAGAGGUGUGAGCUGGAGUAUUCAGUGCUGGGUGAAAAUGGACUUGAAGAUACUCAUCUGUGAUUUAGAAUCAUCAUUUAAGAAUUCUGCGGAGACAUUGAAGUUUCAGGCUCAUCUCUCAUAUGUUCUGUCAGAAGCAUCACAGGAAGACUCACCCAUGGUGUCCCAGAAGGGUGACUUUCAGGUUGUUCAGUGUAAUUGCAGUAGAUCUGAAGACUGUGAAUGCCAAGUGCCCAUGCCCAUAGCCAAACUCAGCUCUACCUCCUUGAUGUAUCUGGAAAUUACAAAUGGUGUUCUGUUCCUCCAGUCUCCCCUAAUGUCUGUCAAGCUUAUAAAUAUUGUGAAACCAGACCCCCCGUUACGUUUGCUAAUGGAAAUAACGGAUGAUGGAAAAUUAAAGAUCUCGUGGUCCAGCCCACCGUUGACACCAUAUCAACUUCGAUAUGAAGUGAAAUAUUCCGUAAAGUCUACUGAGACCAGGGCACAGCAGAUUGCUGAGAUUGUACUAGAUACCUUCCUGCUCGUGGGCAAUGUGCUUCCUGGUUCUUCAUAUACAGCUCAGGUACGAGGCAAGAGGCUGGAUGGUCCAGGAGCCUGGAGUGAUUGGAGCACUCCUUCCAAUUUCACCACCCCAGAGGUCAUAUAUUUUCCACCAAAAAUUCUGACCAGUGUUGGGUCUAAUGCCUCCUUUUACUGCAUCUACAAGCACCGGAACACGAUCGUCCCUUCCAAGAAUGUCUUUUGGUGGUUGAAUUUAGCAGAGAAAAUCCCUCCAAGUCACUAUGAUGUCAUGAAUGCCCAUGUGAGCAGGGUCACCCUUCUCAAUAUGAAUGCGACUAAACCCAGAGGCAAAUAUGCCUACGAUGCUGUGUAUUGCUGCCAAGAGAACGAGUGCCAUCACCGCUAUGCAGAGUUAUAUGUCAUAGAUGUCAAUAUCAAUAUCUCAUGUGAAACUGACGGGUACUUAACUAAAAUGACUUGCAGAUGGCCAGCCAACACAGUUGCAUCACUGGCGGGAAGUAUGUUGCAGUUAAGAUAUUUCAGGAGCAGCCUGUAUUGUUCUGAUUUUCCAACUACUCAUCAUGCCUCGGACCCCAAAGACUGUCAUUUACAGAUGGAUGGCUUUUAUGAAUGCACCUUUCAGCCCAUCUUUCUUUUGUCUGGGUAUACCAUGUGGAUACACAUCAGCCACUCUUUGGGGUCACUUGAAUCUCCCCCAACAUGUGUUGUUCCAGAUUCUGUAGUGAAACCACUGCCACCCUCUAGAGUGAAUGCUGAAGUGAUGGCCAAGACUGGCUUGUUGAAUGUGAGCUGGAGAAAGCCAGACUUGCCAGAGAAUAAACUUCAAUUUCAAAUUCGUUAUGCUGUGAAUGACCAUGGAGAACUAUGGAAGCUCCAUCAAGCUUAUGGUUCUGAAUCCACAUCUGCUAGCUUCCAGGUGCUGGAUUUCUGCUCAGUCUAUAUUGCUCAGGUCCGCUGUAAGAGGCUUGAUGGCCUGGGAUACUGGAGUAAUUGGAGCAAUCCCGCCUACACGGUUGUCAUGGAUAUAAAAGCUCCCACCAGAGGACCAGAAUUUUGGGGCAUUGUUCAUGAAGAUCCAAUGGGAAAAGAGAGAAAUAUCACUUUAUUUUGGAAGCCUUUGGGGAAAAACCAUUCACUGUGCAGUGUGAGGAGAUAUAUAGUGAAGCAUUACACUGAGAGCAACAAGACUUGGGCAGAAGACACAGGAAAUGCCACGAAAGUCACUUUUCCCUGGACUGAAUUAGCACACACGGUCACUGUUGUGGCUGUAAACUCAAUUGGUCCUUCCAUCGUGAAUUUUAAUCUCACUUUCUCAUGGCACAUGAGUACAGUAAACAGUGUACAGUCCCUCAGUGUUCAUGCAGUAAACAGCAGCUGUGUGGUUCUUUCCUGGAUAAUAGAACCUACAGAAUAUACUCUAAUGUAUUUUGUUAUUGAAUGGAAAAACCUUGAUGAAGAGAAUGGAAUUAAAUGGAUCAGAGUGUCUUCGAAUGUUAAGAAAUAUUAUAUCCGUGAUCAUUUCAUCCCCAUCGAGAAAUACCAGUUCAGCCUUUACCCAGUGUUUCUAGAAGGUGUGGGGAAACCUGUAAUGACUAAUACAAUCCCUAGAGAAGACACCAUGAAGCAGGAGAAUGACCCGGGUCUUUAUGUCAUCAUUCCCAUAGUUAUUUCCUCUUCAGUCUUACUACUUGGAACCUUGCUAAUAUCACAUCAAAGAAUGAAGAAGCUAUUUUGGGAAGAUGUUCCAAACCCCAAGAACUGUUCCUGGGCACAAGGAGUAAACUUUCACAAGAGAGUGGACGUUCUCUGAAGUCUAAUCUUGGCUGCUCCCAGCUGGACCCGCGGGCCUUUCUUUAAAGAGCUCUUUGCUUUGACUUUCAGAAGAAGGGAAGCGGUUCUGUUUAUAAAUCAUGCAUGGGCUGCAUGGCUCAAAAUUAGACGACCAUGUAAGCCUGUGUGGGGGGCCCAUGAAGACAGAAGCCUAAAGUCAGGCCUGAGUCUGGUAGAGUCUUUUUUUCUUUUUGCAUGAAGGAAGCCAGCCGAUUCCCCACUAGCUCCAACGUUGGGUUAUUGGCUUGGAUUGUGUAUUUCAGUGCCUGUCCUAAUGACUGUGUCAUUAUCGAAUAUCCUUUCGUAUGCGAGGUGGCGUCUCUUCCUACUGCUAUACCUGGUGAAACUAGACAUUUCAAGCAUCUCAAAGCAGCUUUGCACGAGCCUCUAAACUGUAGCAUGGAGCUGGGUUUGGAUCUGUUCCCGGAGAACCCUUGCCUUCCCUUCCCAGAGAAUCUCAGGCCAUUUUAACAGAUUCUUUUCGACAAAGGCAUGUUGUGUCUGCCCAAAGCUCUGCUGAGAGCUGGAAUUUCCAGCAUCCUGGCUGAAUCCAUCCCUUUGAAUUUAGAGUGAACACAAGGGAGCAAUGACUCCAGUAAGAGCAAGUAGAAUGUAAGUGAGGGGAGGAACUAUUUUUUUUUCUUUUGGUCUUUGAAUCCCUGGAGUUACACACAGUGCUCAGGACAUAGCAAGAGCUUAAUACAUGCUGGUUAAAUGCCAGCUGACAGUCACCCAGGCUAGUCUCAGGUCCCCGGAGGGGAGCUUUGUUUCAGGUUUUGUUCUAUGCGCUUCCUUCUUAAACAUUCAGAAUUCCUCCCCUGCUCCCCUUAACUGAAUGAAUAAACCAACCCACAAACAUUUAUUAAAUACUCUGUGGCAGAAAUCGUGCAUCUGUGCCAUUACCAGUCAGUGAAAGUGGACAGAGAUGCAGGGGAGGUGUGACAGAGAUGUUAGAACAUAGGGUACAGAGCCCCCCUUUUUAUCAAAGCUUCUCUUUGGAAAAUUAAACUAAUCACUCAGAGGACACCCCCAUAGACAUGCUGACACACACACGCACAAUUAUCCCCAAACAGAAAAUAAAUGAACUCAAGUUUCUCUUUUUUAAAAUUUAAAUCAUACCCAUACAAAGACCAAAAAUGAGUCUCUUCAACAAAGUUGGCAUCUUUAACUUUCUGCCAACAGACUUUUGGGUUUCCUUGAACAUUAACAGACUUCCUGGAGAAGCUCAACUCAUUUGCCAAAGCAGUGGAGUUGAGCAGUGGGCUGAAUUUGGAGUCAUAAGACCUGGGUUCAAAUCCUAUCUCUGUCACUUAACAGUUUUAUGAGCUUAUACAAGUCACAACCUCUCUGGGCCCUGAUUUCUCCAUUUAUGAAAUGAGAAGGUUGAAUUAGAUGAUCUUGAAGAUAUCUUUUCCUGGAAGCAUGGAUACUAAAUACUCAGAGACCGAAUGUUGACACAAAUAUGGGAACUAUACAGGAGAAAUGGGUUAAAGGUAUUUUUAAAUGCCAUGGUCUGUUUACUGAAAUAAUCUAAGAUGCCCUGCUAGGUGACACAGGGCAUAAAGUGCCAGGCUUGGAGUCAGGAAGAUUUAUACUCCUGAGUUCAAAUCUGGCCUCUGACACUUACUUGCCAUAUGACCUUGUGCAAGUCACUUAACCCCGUUUGCCUUUGUUUCUUCAUCUGUAAAAAGAUCUGGAGAAGAAAAUGGCCAGCCACUCCAGUAUCUUUGCCAAGAAAACCCCCAAAGGGGUCAUCAUCGAGUGUCAGGCAUAAUCAAAAUGACUAAACAACAACAAAAUGCCCAAAUCAAACAAUGAUUGACUACUCAAAUGGUGCAAUGUUCAUAUAUAUAUUCAUGGGGCACAGAUAUAUGCAGAAUUUUAAUAAGCAUUAUUAAAUUAAUUUAUUCAAGAAACAGUAAUUAGGCACCUAUUAUGUACCAGGUAUUGACCCAGUCAUUGGGGAUACAAGUUCAAAAACAAACUAUGCAGAAUAAUUAAUUACUAGUUAAAAACUUUGGACAGGCAUGAAAUAGGAUGGUAAAUCAUUGGUACAAUGUAGAUGAACCUGGCAAUAUUUUAUAUGGCAGAAGGCAUCCACAAGCAACUUAAGGGCUUCCUUUAUGAAUAAAUUAUUUCUUUGCCAGAAUGGACCAUAAAUACUACUUGAAUACUAAUGGGAAGGUACAUCCCAACCAUUUAAGGGCUCUAUUCCUAUCUGCACAUUAAUCUCAAGACAAUUUUAUGCAUGAAAGCAGAAACCUUAGGAAGAAGCUGCCCAAACCACUGAGCAAAUGAUGGUCCUCUAUAUGUCACAGAAUAUCAAAGCCAGCAUCUGCUGGGAAGAUGAGAAGCUUGAUGAUGGAGACCCCUCUGUGUGGCAUGUCUGUAGGGCGACAGAAAGAAUGUGUUCCUAGGGAUGCUUUCAUUUACUCUUAAUAAUAUCUCUUUAAGCAGAAUCUAAAGCCAGUAUACUCAGUAUGUUCAUAUAUUUUAGUCAUUCAAGCAGUGGUUUCUUGGGCUUAAUAGUCAAGUGCAUUAAAAAAAAUAUAUAUGCUGUAGCUCAUAUCAUUUUAAGUAUCAUUUGUUUAUUUGUUGGUCAUUCAACCGGACAGCUGAAUGUGAAUUCACAGUGAAAUGUAAACUGGAGAGUUGCCAUUUCUGUUGCUAUUGUGUAUCAUAGUGGCAUUGUUGGUAUUUUCUAGACCAUAUCAGCAAUCUGUGUGUGUGUGUGAAAUUUUUUUUAAGUGACGUACGCACAGUUCUUUCUUGUUGGCGCUUACUUUUAAAAUUUACAGCGAUUCCCAGCGUCCAUCAAAAUGAGCCUUUCCUACAGAUUUCUGAUCUUCUGCUCCUGUGGUGGCAUUUCUGUUGUGAUGUAACCUUCAUUUUAUUUGCUACGAUAAACAAAAUUCCAUUUGU